Ipomoea triloba (trilobed morning glory) is the source of this 594-nucleotide messenger RNA. RefSeq lists its product as uncharacterized. The coding region runs from base 1 to 594 and encodes 197 amino acids. The transcript has a single exon. NCBI's taxonomy places the organism in Eukaryota, Viridiplantae, Streptophyta, Magnoliopsida, Solanales, Convolvulaceae. Gene Ontology annotation, molecular function: enzyme inhibitor activity. The record is from RefSeq and is a predicted model, not a curated record.
AUGGCAACUUUAUCUCCCAUCAUUCUCCUACUACUUUCCAUCGCUCUCUUCCCACUCAUCGUCCAUGGCGACAAGGAGAAGGAGAAGCGCGCGCACGCGCUGAUCCACAGCACGUGCAAAACCAGCGCGAAGAAAGACUCCAACGUGGACUACGCGUUCUGCACCGCCGCCCUGCAGGCGAGGACGCCCGGGGAAUGCGACACGCUGCGCCACAUGGGGAUGACGGUGAUCAAGCUGAUCAUGAGCAACGCGACGGACACGAGGCGCCACAUCAAGGAUCUGGUGAAGCGCGGGAAGGUGAAGAAGGCGUUGAAGCGGUGCGUGGACGAGUGUUAUGAGCACUACACGGAGGUGGUCCCGCACGUGGGGGAGGCGUUGAGGUAUUUCAAGCAUAAGAGGUAUAAUGACGCGGACACUAAGAUCUCCGCCGUCAUGGAGUACGCGGUGGACUGCGAGGACUUGUUCGUGGAGAAAAGCGGAGGCGGAUGCGGCGGCGGGGCGUCGCCGUUCCCGGCCAGGAACUACGCCACGUUUGAGCUGUCCGCGAUGGCGCUGUCCGUCAUGCAUCUGAUUAAGGAAGGGAAAGUGCAUUGA